AACCUGGAAGAGUUAUAUGAGACUCACGAGUCUCACGAACUUUAUCGGUUCUGAUGGACAGAAGUGACUCGGUUACCGUUUGUGAAAUUACAAUGCGUGCUUCGUUGAUUCUUGCGACCGGGGAGAGCUUCAUAUUGCUUUGCACUCACUUUAAGUUGUAAUGAGUCCUAAACACUGCAUGAAGUGAAGAGGAAGUCACUGGUUUUUAGGAACGGAGAAGUAAUGUCUGUGGUUUCUUCUGGUUCUUUGUCUCCUUGUGUUACGUUUGGUAUUUAAACGACAGAAAUAUAUAUUUAUACAAUGUCUUUCCGCAUCGAGCACAAGUUUAAAGAGGCAUUGAGGAAAAAGCCUAAUGAAAGAACCCAUGAGGAUUUAAAUACUAUAUAUUCACACAUGCAUAGAAUGGAUAUACUGUCUCAUCUUAGGGAGCACCAGUUACGGUUGAUGUCCGCAACAGCGCGUUAUGAAAGAUAUAGCGGAAAUCAAGUUCUCUUCUGUUCUGAAAGCCUGGCUAGAUGUUGGUAUAUUCUUCUGUCUGGUUCGGUUUUGGUGAAGGAUUCUAUGUUUUUACCUCCAUGCAGUUUUGGUAAGCAGUCUGGUGGCAAAAGAGGAUGUGAAUGUAUUGUGCUGGAGCCUUCUGAAAUGAUUGUGGUGGAAAAUAUCAAGGAAAACAAUGAGAACAUCCCCCACAGAGAGACAUCUCUCAGACAGUCCCGAAGGCAUUUUAGAAAAAUCAAUCAACAUGGAGAACUCCAAAUUAUUACUGACAAUGUGGAUGCUACUAAUUUUCGAUUGCUGCCUACAGACCUUUCCAAGAUGCAUCUUACAGACAACCCACAUGCCCAGGUUUCUCAUGUUCCCUCCAGUCAAUCCGUAUGCAGCAUUGCCAGUGACUCUGGAAGCAGCAGCCUGUCUGACAUCUAUCAGGCAACAGAAAGUGAAGUUGGAGAUGUGGAUCUCACAGGGCUUCCUGAAGCCCCUGUAGACUCUGAUGAUGAAGAGGAAGAAGAUGAAGAUAUCGAUAGAGCGUCAGAUACAUUGCUCAGCCGAGAUAUUGUGAGAGAGUGUCUCGAGAAGGAUCCUACCGACCGAACUGAUGACGAUAUCGAGCAAUUGUUGGAAUUUAUGCAUCAGCUCCCAGCUUUUGUCAACAUGACCAUGUCGGUCAGAAGAAAACUUUGCUCUGUUAUGAUCUUUGAAGUUGUGGAACAAGCAGGAGCUACCAUCCUCCAUAAUGGACAAGAGCUGGACUCUUGGUACGUUAUUCUAAACGGCACUGUGGAAAUCUCCUACCCAGAUGGAAAAAGUGAAAAUCUGUGCAUGGGAAACAGUUUUGGGAUCAAUCCAUCUUUGGAUAAGCAGUACAUGAAUGGAGUUGUGAAAACGAAAGUGGAUGACUGCCAGUUCGUGUGUAUAGCACAACAGGAUUACUGGCGGAUAUUAAACCAUGUGGAAAAGAACACCCACAAGAUUAAAGAAAGAGGAGAGAUUGUUAUGGUCAAUGAGCACCGGGAGCUGGAUCGCAGCGGUACUCGCAAAGGUCACAUAGUUAUUCAGGGUACCCCUGAAAGACUCAUAAUGCACUUGAUAGAAGAACAUUCCAUAGUUGACCCAACCUACGUAGAAGAUUUCCUCUUAACUUACAGAACAUUCCUUUCAAGCCCAUUGGAAAUCGGGAGCAAACUGUUAGAAUGGUUUCAAGUUGACAGUCUUCGAGACAAGGUGACACGAGUGGUGCUUCUUUGGGUUAACAAUCAUUUUAAUGAUUUUGAAGGGGAUCCAGCUAUGACACAGUUUCUGGAAGAGUUUGAAAAUAAUCUUGAAAAUGCGAAAAUGAAAGGGCACCUGAGGCUCCUCAACAUUGCCUGUGCAGCAAAGGCUAAAUGGAGACAAGUCACAUUGCUAAAACCGUCUCGAGAUUCGCCCCUUUAUUUCACCUUCCUCGGGGGAAGCGACAAAGGGUUUGGUAUAUUUGUGGAAUCGGUUGAUGCUGCCAGUAAAGCCGCAGAAGCAGGGCUAAAGCGAGGUGAUCAGAUAAUGGAGGUUAAUGGACAAAAUUUUGAGAACAUCACAAAUGCAAAAGCCCUUGAAAUAUUUAAAAAUAAUACACACCUCUCCAUUACUGUGAAGACCAAUAUUUUUGUAUUUAAAGAAUUGCUCAGCAGAAUUUGUCAAGAGAAGAAGUGCGGAGUGCCUCAUGUCCCAAAGAUCGCGGAGAAAAAAAGCAACCGCUAUUCCAUACCCGAUUUACCUGUCGAUAUGGAGCAUAUGUUUCCACGCGACAAGGCAAACAAGAAAAUCAAAGCCAACACUGUGUCUGGAGGAAGGAAUAGAAUCCGAAAGAUUUUAGACAAGACACGUUUUAGUAUCUUGCCGCCAAAGCCCUUCAGCGAUGGCAGUGUAAUCCAGUCACAGGACGAUAGCAUUGUUGGAAUGAGACAAUGUAGACACAGUGUUGCAAUCAUGCCGAUCCCAGGAACGCUUUCCUCAAGCAGUCCUGACCUGCUGCAGCCUACUACAAGCAUGCUCGAUUUUUCAAAUCCAAUCGCUGGAGGAUUUUGUUAUAUUCCAGACCAAGUUAUAAGGGUAUUCAAAGCGGAUCAACAAAGCUGUUACAUAAUUAUAAGCAAGGACACGACUGCAAAAGAGGUGGUGUGCGCGGCGCUGCAGGAGUUCGGACUUAUUAACGUCUCCUCAGAAACAUACUCUCUUUGCGAGGUCUCAGUCAGCCCAGAAGGAGUAAUUAAACAGAGACGGCUUCCGGACCAGUUCUCUAAACUAGCUGACAGAAUUCAGCUGAAUGGAAGAUACUAUCUGAAGAACAACAUGGAGACUGAGACCUUGUGUUCCGAUGAGGAUGCUCAGGAGCUGCUUCGUGAGAGCUUUAUAUCUCUUCUUCAGCUUAGUACUAUUGAGGUGGCAACGCAGUUGUCUAUGCGGGACUUUGAACUCUUUCGCAACGUUGAACCUGCAGAAUACAUUGACGAUCUUUUCAAAAUUGAUUCCAAAACUGGGAAUGCCCGUCUUAAGCAGUUUGAGGAGGUGAUCAAUCAGGAGACUUUUUGGGUGGCUACAGAAAUUCUCAAGGAGCCAAAUCAGCUGAAAAGAAUGAAAAUUGUGAAGCAUUUCAUUAAAAUUGCCCUCCACUGCAGGGAGUGCAGAAAUUUUAAUUCCAUGUUUGCCAUUAUAAGUGGGUUAAACCUCGCUCCUGUGGCUAGGCUGAGGGGCACAUGGGAAAAGUUACCCAGCAAAUAUGAGAAGUUACUCAGAGACCUGCAAGACCUGUUUGAUCCCUCAAGAAACAUGGCAAAGUAUCGCAACAUCCUCAGCAGCCAAUGCAUGCACCCUCCUGUUAUUCCUCUCUUCCCCGUCAUCAAGAAAGAUAUUACGUUUCUUCACGAAGGAAAUGAUUCCAAGGUAGAUGGUUUGAUAAACUUUGAGAAAUUGAGAAUGAUUGCCAAAGAAGUCCGCAAUGUGAUUCGCAUGACGUCUGCUAACAUGGACCCGGCCGUUAUGUUCAGGCAAAGGAAGAAGAGAUGGAGAAGUCUUGGAUCCCUAAGCCAAGGAAGCACAAACUCCAAUAUGCUCGAUGUACAGGCAGGCGGUCAUAAGAAACGAGCUAGGAGGAGCUCCCUCUUGAAUGCUAAAAAGCUGUACGAGGACGCCCAAAUGGCUAGAAAGGUGAAACAGUACAUUUCCAGCCAGACUGUGGAAACCGAUGAAGACAAAAUCCAAGUCAUGUCAUUGCAAUGCGAACCUUCCUAUAGCACUUUGACCAAGAAUUUAAGCGAGCGAAGACCAGUUAAAUCUGACAUGUCUCCCGCACCUCUGAGGCCGUCAGGCCAAACUAUUAGGGCUCAUAUCCAUCAACAAAACAGAAUUAGCCAGGUCUUACAAGUCCCCGCAGUAAACUUGUAUCCCAACCGAAAGAAAGUACCAACCAAGGAGAAUGUUCCAAAUGCUUCUACAUGCUGUCAAAAACACAUCGGUACGACAGAUGAUAUUACUGGUAAAACAGAAGCAGAAGAUACAAUAUCAAUGGUAUCAUCACUACAUUCAAGCCCCUCUGCUUCCCCAUAUGGAUCCCCACAUAAAGCUGUUAAUGCGGCAAAGUCGGAAAAUUCCAUUGCAAUGAACCUUUCCAGCUCCUGUUUGUCGCUGACGAGUGAACCCAGCCAGAAGGCCAGCAGUCAGCGAAGCUAUGGAAUAGGCUAUACCCUCAUACCAUCUGCCAAAUCCGAUAACUUCUCCGACUCAAGCCACAGUGAGAUCUCAUCGAGAUCAAGCAUAGUCAGUAACUGUUCUGUGGACUCGGUAUCGACUUCCCUGCAAGAUGAGAGAUGUUUGCCACAUUCUAACACGGAUUCCGAAAAAAGGGAUGUUCAUCAACCCACAGCAGAACGCAACCAGUCUUGUAUUGGUAACUGGCUUCAUGCAAGACAUCCAGCAAUCAGAAGUGUGGCACCGUGUAACAGCAGUGAUGAAGUAUCACAUGAUCACAUCACCAGAGAUACAGCAGACAGUGGUCGUGGAAGUUGGACAUCUUGUUCCAGCAGCUCCCACGAUAAUUUCCAAGCAUUUCAAGGUCAAAAAGGCUUGGACAUUUUUAGCACUUAUCGCUACACACAUAUGGAUGCACCCAUCGCUGAGGUAGAGUCGAGUUAUAACGAAGAUAAAUAUGAUGAAGACUACAAUACAGACAAAAGACAAUUAAAAGAUAGUCUUGAACUAGGUUAUUCUCGUGAGAGCUGGACAUCAUCAAGCUCUGUGUCAGAUACAAAUGAGACAAACUAUGGCACUAUAAAACGUAGAGAACUGAGUUCUGCAGAAAAAAAUGAAGCUUUGACUGACACACCCUAUAAAACAGUUACUUCGACUACCGAAAAAGGACUAAUAGUGUACUGUGUAACCUCGUCUAAGAUGGACAAUAGGUAUAGGGAGCCACCACCCACCCCUCCUGGCUACCUGGGAAUAUCAUUAGCUGACCUACAGGAAGGACCAGUCCAUCAACCACAUUCAAAACCUCCAGAUUAUAAUGUGGCAAUACAGAGAUCAAAGAUGAUACAUAGAGACCUCUGUAGACUUUCAACAUCUUCCCUUGCUAGCGAACCUUGCUGUGUCUCUGAGAAGAUGUUGUCCCUGUGGCAUAACCGACAAAAGCCCUGUACUACGGUAGAAGGUUUGGCUGACACAGGAAGUGAAGAGGAUGAAGAACAAGUGUCGGCUGUGUAAUUACUGGAAUCAUUAUUAUUUAUUGUGACUGUGGAAAGGACAUUGAACAUGGAAGAGUAUCCCGUGUAGCGCAAGACCUCUUAAAUGCGGUGACAUUUCUACAAUUACAUACAGCGGUGGCCAGCUCCGAGGAUCAAGAUCACUGUGCAUAACAAGCAGUACUCUGCAGGGAC
Messenger RNA from Spea bombifrons (plains spadefoot toad), 5405 nucleotides. It is a transcript of the gene RAPGEF6, whose product is annotated as Rap guanine nucleotide exchange factor 6. Gene Ontology annotation, biological process: small GTPase-mediated signal transduction; positive regulation of ERK1 and ERK2 cascade. Lineage: Eukaryota; Metazoa; Chordata; Amphibia; Anura; Pelobatidae. Gene Ontology annotation, molecular function: protein binding; guanyl-nucleotide exchange factor activity. The coding region runs from base 301 to 5232 and encodes 1643 amino acids. The record is from RefSeq and is a predicted model, not a curated record. The transcript is spliced from 31 exons.